Columba livia (rock pigeon) is the source of this 1893-nucleotide messenger RNA. It is a transcript of the gene TLCD2, whose product is annotated as TLC domain containing 2. Gene Ontology annotation, biological process: plasma membrane organization; phospholipid homeostasis; regulation of membrane lipid distribution. The record is from RefSeq and is a predicted model, not a curated record. Gene Ontology annotation, cellular component: plasma membrane. The transcript has 4 exons. NCBI's taxonomy places the organism in Eukaryota, Metazoa, Chordata, Aves, Columbiformes, Columbidae. Bases 366 to 1091 code for a protein of 241 amino acids.
AAGCGGUGCCGGGGGAGGGUGCCCGGGGCGAUGCCGGUGCCCGGGGCAGUGCCGGUGCUGGGGCGGGUGCUCGGGGAGCUGUCGGUAUCCGGGGCGGGAGCUUGGGCGGUGCCGGUUCCUGGGGCAGGGCGAGUACUCGGGCGGUGCUGGUGGCCGGGGCGGGUUCCCAGGGAGGUGCCGGUAGCCGGGGCGGGUUCCCAGGGAGGUGUUGGUACCCGGGGCGGUGCCGGUACCCGGGGCGGUGCCGGUACCCGGGGUGGUGCCGGUGCUCGGGGCGGGCCCCGCGGCCGGGCGAGGCGGAGCCGUCGGGCAGCGCGGCCGGUGCCCAUGGGAGCCCGGGGGAGGCUGCGGGGCGGUGGGUGCCCAUGGCUUUCAGUCCGGGGCUGCUGGUGGUGGCCGGUUCCUUCGCUGCCUUCCGCCUGCUGAACCGGGAGCUGGAACGGCUGGUGCCGCCGCCGCCCUCAGCCCGGCGCAACCGCUGGAAGUGGCGCAACAUCUGGACAUCGCUGGCGCACAGCGUGCUUAGCGGCAGCGGGGCGCUGGCCGGGUUCUGCCUCCACCCCGGACUGUCUGAGGACCUGGUGGGCACACACCCUCCCGGAGCACACAGCCUGGUCGCCGUGUCCGUAGGUUAUUUCCUUGAAGACUUUGUGGAUAUGUUGUGCAAUCAGAAACUUCACCAGUCCUGGGAGCUUCUCUUCCAUCACUCCGUGGUGAUUGUCUGCUUUGGCAUUGCAGUGCUGCUCCACCAGUAUGUCGGGUUUGCCCUUGUGGCUUUACUGGUGGAGAUUAACUCCAUCUUCCUCCACCUGCGGCAGAUCCUGCUCAUGGCCAACCUGGUGCACACCACCUGCUACCGCCUCAACAGUAUCAUUAACCUGGGCACCUACAUGGUGUUUCGCAUCGCCACGCUGACCUGGAUGGCUCGCUGGCUCUUCCUCAAUCGGGGGAACGUGCCCCCAGCGACGUAUGCUGUGGGCACAGUGGGCAUGGCAAUCAUGACACCCAUGAACAUCAUCCUCUUGUACCGCUUGCUGCGGAGUGACUUCUUCAAGUCCAGCCGGGAUGUGCAGCAGGAGAAGGAGCAAUAACUCCAGUCCUCAUAGGGUCUGAGGACAGCAAAGUGCAGUGGAGAGCAAGCAUGGCUGCUUCCGUACCUUGCUUGGAGGGUCCACACUAACAGAGCAGCUGGGCUUUUCUUGUGGCUGCAGAUCCUGGGUGUUGCACGGCAGAGAAGAUGCUCACAGACCAGGCACCGGGGCUCUGUUCCCCCUUCACCUUUGGAUGACGUGGUUGGAUGACCGGGAGCCGCUCAGAGAAGCCCCGACAGCUCUCACAGCUCCCUGAGGCACCGCUGAGACAAGGAGCGAGCAGAAGAGCACUGUUUCCCCACUGCUCAUCCAGGCAUCUGAACACCACAGGGUGUUUCUAACCCUUUGGGUGCUGCAGCGUCACAUCGGCCAGGGCUCUGCCCAGCCCUGCGUUCUCUGCGACACUUCCCGUGGGAGCACCACCAGGCAAGAGAGCCUCCAAGGCUUCAGCCUCAAGGCCAGGGCCAGUAAAAGCCAAAUCCCAUGCUCAUGAGUCCUCCCCAAGGAGAUUAUCCCAGGUGGGUGAUGGAGGGAGAGGCUGAGAUGUGUCUGGGUGGGAUGCUGCCCACUGAAGGUGCUGUAGUGCUGUGCCUGGGGACAGAUGGCUGACUUAUCUUGACAGCUGGCCAGGAUGAUGCUAUGUGACAGUCACUUCUCACAGAUGAGGAGUUUUCAGGCAUAUGUUAGGGUUCAGGUGUAUAUUUAGAAUGAAAAGUCCUGCUGCAGAGCCCAGUGUAACACUCUCACCCAGCAGCAAGAGCUCUUACUAACACGAGCUUUAAAUAAACAUCUGCAAACGAAA